Messenger RNA from Manis javanica (Malayan pangolin), 4466 nucleotides. RefSeq names its product sorting nexin 18 (gene SNX18). NCBI's taxonomy places the organism in Eukaryota, Metazoa, Chordata, Mammalia, Pholidota, Manidae. Gene Ontology annotation, molecular function: phosphatidylinositol binding; protein binding. Gene Ontology annotation, cellular component: cytoplasmic vesicle; plasma membrane. The record is from RefSeq and is a predicted model, not a curated record. Gene Ontology annotation, biological process: cleavage furrow formation; endosomal transport; mitotic cell cycle.
GCCCCCAGCCGGCGGCGGCGGCGGCGGCGGCCCAGCGCGGCAGUCGGCGCUGCUAGCGGCGCGGAGGGCGCGACCGGCGGGCCGGGGUACGGGGCUGCGCGCUGCCUUCGAGGCUCUACUCCGCGCGCCAGGGCGCGGGUAAUACCGCGGGUCCCUCGGGCGGGUCCCGGGCUGCAGCGGCGGGAGUCGGGGGCCGCCCGCCGGGGCGCCGCGACCAUGGCCCUGCGCGCACGGGCGCUGUAUGACUUCAGGUCGGAGAACCCGGGCGAGAUCUCGCUGCGGGAGCACGAGGUGCUGAGCCUGUGCAGCGAGCAGGACAUCGAGGGCUGGCUCGAGGGCAUCAACAGCCGCGGCGACCGUGGCCUUUUCCCGGCCUCGUACGUGCAGGUGAUCCGUGCCCCCGAGCCCAGCCCGGCGGGCGACAGCGGCCCGGGCGCCCCCGCCCUCUACGCCAACGUGCCGCCCGGCGGCUUUGAGACCCUGCCCACCCCGCCGCCCGUCUCCUUCAAGCCGUCGCCGGACGCUUUCCAGCCGUUGCUGCAGCCGCAGCAGGCGCCACAGCCGAGCACCUUCCAGCCGCCGGGCGCGGGCUUCCAGUACCGCGGGGGCGCCCUGCAGCCGUCGCCUCAGCAGCUCUACGGAGGCGGCUACCAGGCCAGCCAGGGCAGCGACGAUGACUGGGACGACGAGUGGGACGACAGCUCCACCGUAGCUGAUGAGCCGGGCGCGCUGGGCAGCGGCGCUUACCCGGACCUCGACGGCUCAUCGUCCGGAGGCGUCGGUGCUGCCGGUCGCUACCGCCUGUCCACGCGCUCCGACCUGUCGCUGGGCUCCCGCGGUGGCUCGGCACCCCCGCAGCACCACGCGUCGGGGGCCAAGAGCUCAGCCACCGUGAGUCGCAACCUCAACCGCUUCUCCACCUUCGUGAAGUCCGGCGGGGAGGCCUUCGUGCUUGGGGAGGCGUCGGGCUUCGUGAAGGAUGGGGACAAAUUGUGUGUGGUGCUGGGGCCCUAUGGCCCUGAGUGGCAGGAGAACCCCUACCCCUUCCAGUGCACCAUCGACGACCCCACCAAGCAGACGAAGUUCAAAGGCAUGAAGAGCUACAUCUCCUACAAGCUGGUGCCCACGCAUACACAGGUGCCAGUUCACCGACGCUACAAGCACUUCGACUGGCUGUACGCACGCCUGGCAGAGAAGUUUCCCGUCAUCUCAGUGCCUCACCUGCCUGAGAAGCAGGCCACGGGCCGCUUCGAGGAGGAUUUCAUCUCCAAGCGCAGGAAAGGCCUGAUCUGGUGGAUGAACCACAUGGCCAGCCACCCGGUGCUGGCACAGUGUGACGUCUUCCAGCAUUUUCUGACGUGCCCCAGCAGCACCGAUGAGAAGGCCUGGAAACAGGGCAAGAGGAAGGCUGAGAAGGAUGAGAUGGUGGGCGCCAACUUCUUCCUGACCCUGAGCACGCCCCCUGCCGCCGCCCUCGACUUGCAGGAGGUGGAGAGCAAGAUCGAUGGCUUCAAGUGCUUCACGAAGAAGAUGGACGACAGCGCGCUGCAGCUCAAUCACACCGCCAACGAGUUUGCGCGCAAGCAGGUGACAGGCUUCAAGAAGGAGUAUCAGAAAGUGGGCCAGUCCUUCCGCGGCCUCAGCCAGGCCUUUGAGCUGGACCAGCAGGCCUUCUCGGCCGGUCUGAACCAGGCUAUUGCCUUCACCGGAGAUGCCUAUGACGCCAUCGGUGAGCUCUUCGCCGAGCAGCCCAGGCAGGACCUGGACCCCAUCAUGGACCUGUUAGCGCUUUAUCAGGGGCACCUGGCCAACUUCCCUGACAUCAUCCACGUUCAGAAAGGAGCUCUUACCAAAGUAAAAGAGAGUAGGCGGCACGUGGAAGAAGGGAAGAUGGAGGUCCAAAAGGCUGAUGGCAUUCAAGAUCGCUGUAACACUAUUUCUUUUGCCACUUUGGCUGAAAUUCAUCACUUCCAUCAGAUUCGAGUAAGAGACUUUAAAUCACAGAUGCAGCAUUUCUUACAACAACAAAUAAUAUUUUUUCAAAAAGUGACACAGAAAUUGGAAGAAGCUCUUCACAAAUAUGAUAGUGUUUAAUGAUUGGACAUUGGGUGUGCAAUUUUUUCAGUUCAAGAAUAAUUUCUACAGCAGAAUAAAAACUGCUAUCAAAGAGCUAUUGCCAACUAUCAGUGGUGGUACAAGGAUGGUUUUGUAUUCAACUGAAGCUCAGCUGAAUAUAUAAUUAUGUAGGAAAGAAACAGUUAAUAUGGUUAUAUAACAGAAACAGUACCACACAUUGUAACUAAAUUAUACUAUGUAUGCCUACACUACCAUUGUAACUUUUGGAAUAAUGAUUAUACUAUUUGCCUUAUUGCUUUUUGAAGUAUGGGUAUUUUAGUGCAUACUUUGUAGACCUCAAAACCCAUGAAGGGUCUCAAAGAAGCUGGCUGAAUAAAAGCCUGCUGUGGAUGCCUUUUUACUCUCAUAGAUUGGGAUCACCUAAAUUCAACCUGUUCUCUGUUUACAAACUCCAACUAGAGCAGCUAUGCGACUUUGUGCCUUUAGACUCUUGGUUUUUCAUUUCUCCACCCCUCCCCCCUUUUUAAGUAACCACAACUUUUCUGACUGAAAGAGUGAAAGGCAAGUGCAUAUAACAAAAAACUGCUGGUAACCCUCAUAUUGGCGCAGGGGUGGGGAGUGGGUGGAGGGGGAGGAUCAGCUGUCAUCAGCUGCACAGCAAGUUUAGUCUCCUGGUCUGUACAGGUGCACACAGUGGAGGGAGACCUGAUGUUCAUCUCUGGGUAGGAAGUCCUUUAGGGAAGAAAUGGUGCCACUCUGUUCCCUUAUGCUAUAGAAGCAUAGCCUCUUCACUCAAGUGUCCUGGAAGCUUGGCGUGGAAUUUAAAGAACAUGUCUUAUAACACAGAGAAGGAGUCUGAUCAGCUGGGGACACAAGCACAGAAUCAGUGACGACACACCGUUUUUAGUUCUUAGGAGGGUUAUACUUUUUUUUUUUUAGCUUGAAGAUUUUCUUUUAAUUGUGUUUUUUUUUUAAAUGGAUCUACACUGUUAACUGAGACUCCACUGUGAUUCACUCGUUUACUUAAUCGAAAACUUUCAGGGAUGUCUGUAAAAUUCAGUGUUAUAUGUGAUGAAAAGUAGUGUUGGUUGAUCUACAGAGGGACCAGAAAUAAUUUCUAUUAUUCCAAAUGCUGAAGGAAAAAAGUAAUUGUUUUUUUUUUAAUCAGUAUUGAUAAGCCCCCAGGACAUUUAAACUUAAAGUUAUUUUAAAUAUAUUCUUUUAUUUUAUAAAUACAAAUGACUGAUAAAUACCAAAAAGAUUCAAAGGCAGCUUAAUUUUAAAAGCACAAAGAGAUUCUGGCUCAAAAUCUCAAAAUCUCAAUUUUUUUUUAUAGUUGCUGAGCUACGUAAUGUGAUUUUUGAGUUUAUAAGAUUUAAAACUUGUCACUAAAAGGUUAAAGUAUUUACUGUUCUUAUGAAGUCAAACUUUUGCUGCCUCAGAAAUCCCUGGGUAUUGAAAUGGUAACACAGAAGUAAAGAGAUCACUGAAAUAUUGGUGAGUCACAUUGAUUAAAGAAAAGGGUCAAUGUGCAGGUAGUCAUGAAAAGAAAAGGUUAUUGAAAUAAUUACUCAAUAGCACAUUUACUCUAAAAAGUAAUCUCAUAUGGGUUGAAUUUUUAAGAUCAGAGUAUAAUUUUGAUCAUAAUUUUGUACUUUAGGUAACUUACAGUCAGAUACAAUAUCAUGUGGCUUUGUCUCUACUGCAGAUAUGCGAACUGUAACCAAAUAUAUUGUUCUCCAAAAAGUAACUUUCUCUUGUUGGUUGCAAAAUACAGUUCUAUAAACAAAACCGAGAUAUGUUCUAUAAAUAAAACCCAUAUAUAUAAAUGUUAAUGUUAUUGCAGAAGUUUGGAGAUUAUAAUUAUAGCAUAUAAAUUAAGUUUGAGUUUGCAUUGGACAAACACUAUGCUUUUCAAAUGAUUUGAAAAUCAGUUUUAUUUUUCUCUUUUGAUUUCUUUUUUUUUUUUUUUAAGUAAAAUCACUAAACUUGUGCAAUGGCAGCAUGGAAAUUAUCUGAGGUGUCUUGUAUGAUUGUGCUUUAACUGGGGAGGACAUAACUUAAAUUAUAAAAACUAAAGAUUAAAGUAUAAGGAAGUUUAAGUUAAUGCUGCCUUCUUAGAAUUUUUGUUCUUCAGAACUACAUAACCUUCUAAUGCCACUGAUUCAUAAGGGGUUUAAAAUUAAUUCUGGGUGGUAGGACACCAGAAUUAUUAGUGUUCAUUUUCAUCUAAGAUCUUUAUUUCUCUAACGUUCUUGGUCCUAUUGAAACAUUUCAGUAUACAAAAAUACUGUAAUGUUAAUACCCAAGAGAAAAGCCAUCAUAAUGUGUGUGCUGGUCAUUAUGAUCAGUGUGGUACAGUUUUUAAAAAUAAACUAUCAUGCCCUUCA